Molecule: messenger RNA, 1943 nt
Organism: Pseudomyrmex gracilis
Lineage: Eukaryota; Metazoa; Arthropoda; Insecta; Hymenoptera; Formicidae
Exons: 9
Coding region: 42-1613 (523 amino acids)
Biological process (GO): transcription initiation at RNA polymerase II promoter; RNA polymerase II preinitiation complex assembly
Cellular component (GO): SAGA complex; SLIK (SAGA-like) complex; transcription factor TFIID complex
Molecular function (GO): transcription coactivator activity; protein heterodimerization activity; RNA polymerase II general transcription initiation factor activity
Source: RefSeq, a predicted model, not a curated record
UAAAAUUAUGAUCAUAUUGAAAGAAUAAUAAAUUAUGAGAAAUGUUGGCAAGUCAAACCACCGCAGGAUACAGUAAUUCUUUUGUCACCAACAACAAUGCAGGUUCCAGUAACAUUACAAGCGACAAUGAUUCGAGAAGAUAUGCUAUGGUCAGUACUGAAUGGAUCUCAGCUAUUGGCGAGGAACUGGGCAUGAAUUCGUUGCAGGAUGAUCUUUUAAAUAGAUUGGCUGAAGAUGCUUCCUAUCGUCUGAGAGAAAUUCUCUAUAAAUGCGUCACGAGAUUGAGGCACAGCAAACGAAAACGUUUAACGUCCAUGGAUGUGAAUGCGGUAAUUACCAAUUUGUAUGAUGUAGAUCCAAUUCUUGGUGCGACAGAAUCCAUGCCUGAGUAUCAUACCGAAGCAAAGGUAUAUGUACCUACCGAGUCUGUUGUUAAUCUUGUUCAUGAUGUAAAUGAUCCAGUGAGUUUGACUCAGCCUAAUGUACCGCUUCUGCAAGAAUCUGAGAUAUGCGAUAUAAAACUCACAGAAGCACGUAACAAUUAUGCUCAGCGUGCAUUGAAAACUUUAUUUAAUGGUUCACAAAAGACUUUUCAGGUUUUGCUUAACGAUUGUGCCACAAAUGCACAUUUGGGUGAUGAAGGAGUCAUAGAUAAAUUAAUAUCUAUUGUUAGAUCUACGAUAUUUUCACAUAAUGCACAAUAUACGCGCGUUUCUACACGGACGUGUCAGCUUAUACUUGCUAUUGCUAGCAAUAGUACAGCUGUCUAUCCAUAUUAUUUAACUUCGGUGGACGUGUUGGUAGAAUUAUUGCUGGAAUUGUUGUUGAAUCAGAAUUUUAUACACCCAAAUUUAGAGGUGCUCUUUAAAGAGUGCACAAUUAAACUGAUGCUUCGAUGGCCAUCCGUUGCCAACAAAUAUAUUUCGAAAUUAGAGAAUGUACUGCUAGUAAAGAGUGAAUUAAUGAGCGAAUUACAAAGUGAAGAGAGCAUUAAUAUUUAUAAAAAAAGGAUAAUGGCGAUAGAAUUAUUAGCGAGCGUUCAGCCUCUCAUAUUUUUCCAGCGCGAGGCUGAACACAUACUUUCCAUACAAAAUAUUUUGGAAUAUUACGCUCUACCUGGCUCAGAUAUUUGGCAACGAGUAGCUUUGACAGUUUGUGCUUUCGUGAGAUCGCAAGGUCAUGUUUUUCAUCUUGCACCUCUGAUCGAGCAUUAUGGAGAUUCGUUAUUGCCAUAUUUACCUGCUACCUGUGACGGUAAUGCAAGAGAAAUAAAAGAAAAAAAACCUGGCACAUUACCCAUCAUCAUUAGAGGUAAGAUGAAGGACGUUAAAGUCAGAUCGUUGCUGCACAACAGAACGCUAUGGGAUCGACAAACAGUAUUUCCUGAUUCCACUCUGAGAGGACCGAGACGCGAGAUACGGUUCGCGUUUGCUGGAGGUCGCCCGGUUCCGCAUAACAACUUAAAACGUUCCAGUUUAAGAGCUCAUUAUCAAAUUUUGAGAGGCGAUCUUCAAGCUACUCUCGCACUGGUAGCAUCUCGUAGAUUGCUUGUGGUUAAAGACAAAAAGAAAGGUCCCUACAAUUUUUACAAUCUGGCACACGUUUGUUUAUAGAUAAAUAUUCCCUCAUUUGACUCUGAUAUUUAUAUAUUUACAAUAUAUUAUUACUAUUGUCUAAUUGUUUUAGACAAUAGUAAUAAUUGUUAUAAUAAUAUUAAAUAAUUAUAAUGAUAUUAUCAUUACUGUCUUCUUGUUGUUUUUGGCAAUAAUAAGAAUUAGGAUAUACGCAUCUCUCUUACAGUUGCAUUAGCUGUAAUAUAUAAAAUUUUAUUAUCUCUUCCAUAAAAUAUUUAAAUUUUUUAGCUGAUCUCACUCGUUACAUUUUUUAAUCUCUUUAUCGUAUGUAAAUUUCCAUAUUAAAGUUACAUUAAAAAAGUUUUUGAA